UAGACCGAGUUGAAAGCGUAGAAAAGUUUGCCCUUUUCUCGACCUCGAAUUCGCCCUUUCGAUUGCCUUCUUCCUCUCUUUGUCCAUGGCCGGAUCCGCUCGACCCCUCCUCGCUUUCCUCCUCUUCUUCUUCCUCUGUGCCCUCACCUUUCCUCGUAACCGCGCCGCCGCGGCGCCGCCUCUCUGCCCCCGUUCGGACCUGGCCUUCCUCGACGGCAUCGAAUCUCAAUGCCCUCUUUGGAUCGAGCUGUCUUCGCCUCAGGAGGUGAGUGGAGAGACAUUUGAGAGAGAGCUAUCUGGCAAGCAAAGUGCUUAUUACUCUAUCCUUUUCUAUGCAUCGUGGUGCCCGUUCUCAUCCAAUACUCGACCUAUGUUUGAUGCUCUUAGUUCCAUGUUUCCUCAAAUAAAACAUUUAUUAGUUGAAGAAUCAUCAGUCAUGCCAAGUGUCCUCUCAAGAAAUGGUAUUCACAGCUUUCCAGCUGUAAUGCUGAUCAAUGGGACAACAAGGGUUCAAUAUCAUGGCUCAAGGGAUUUGACUUCCCUGGUCCAAUUCUACAAGAAAAAUACAGGUUUGAAUCCAGUCAUAUAUCUGGAGAUUGAACAGCUCAGUUCAGAACGUGUGAGGUCCCAUGUACCUCAUGUUGAGUCUGCAAGGGAGUUAAUAUCACAUGAACCUUACUUAACAUUCAGCAUAUUUUUCAUCUGUCUGAAGAUAAUUAUGUGCUUCUUUCCUGUGAUCUACUCCCGCAUCAAAGCUUUUUGGGUCUCACAUGCCUGGCCUCUGAACUCAAGGGUUCUUUGUGAAUCAAGUCAACUACUGGAGCAAGCGCUGCAUGUAAUUGAUGUUAAAAGGCUCUGGAGCAACCUUAGGCUCUGCAAUAAGACGAGGAACUUUCAGAAAGGGGCAAAUAAUGCCCGGGCUUGGGCAUCUUCGCUUGCUUCUGUCUCACUGAGCGAGUCAUCUUCCUCGAGACUGGCCCUCGUCGACUCGUAAUCUUCUCUUUUGAUCAUUGUGGUUAAAGAAGGAAAGCCUUUGGUGGAUUGAAUGUUCACCAUACUUUCAUAGAGCAACGUAGUUUGUUUUCCUCUAGCCGUGUAACUUUUCUUUCUCUUAACGUUAGGCAGAUGGGAAGCAAAUUACAUGUAAAUUUUUGAAUACGAAAUCUUUUUGUAUAUUAUUUACUGUGGCUGCAUUUUUAGGAAAAUGCAGAGUCCAUAGUUGUUGUUCAAUGUUAUCUUUCCUUCUGUAAA
Molecule: messenger RNA, 1251 nt
Organism: Musa acuminata subsp. malaccensis (wild Malaysian banana)
Lineage: Eukaryota; Viridiplantae; Streptophyta; Magnoliopsida; Zingiberales; Musaceae
Product: 5'-adenylylsulfate reductase-like 5
Source: RefSeq, a predicted model, not a curated record